AUGGCCUCAACUGCAGCAUCAGAAGCCGAAUUGAGAAACGAAAUCGCCCGUUUAACCGCAUCGAUAAGCUAUCACAAGGCUGGUCAGCCCAGCGCUCCAAGUUCCACACCUUAUUCAAGGAGCAACGCCUAUGUCAACCCGCACUACCAACUUCCUCAAGCUACCAAGUAUAUCCGACCAACAUACCCUGUGUCUCGUCCUACCCCAAGUUCUUCUCUGCCAGUCUCGAAUCAUCCCAAGGAAGUCGUUCUAGGUGGUGUCGCUUUCAAAUCGUCCGGACGAUCCCUAGUUCGCAAAGGCCUUCCGACCCCACCACCUCCCGCAAAAUACGUUAAUUCCAAGAAGCCAGGACAUGUACUACCUCCAAUCAAAGCGAGGCCUAUACCCCGUCGCCGAGCUCCACCUGGCAAACGGAAUCGUAAUCUGACUCUGGACAACACUAAACGCCCUUACCAAUCCCGACGCAACUCGAAACGAGCAAAGAAGUAUAUCAAUAAGCCAUGUCCUCGGUUCACGACAACAGGGUCUUGUAACCGCGGAUUAACUUGCAUGUAUCAGCACGAUCCAGCCAAGAUCGCCAUCUGUUGGAACUUCCUUCAAGGUAGUUGCACCAACACUGCAUCAAGUUGCCACCUCUCGCAUGACCCCACCCCGGAACGCACCCCGAUCUGUGUUCAUUUCCUCAACAAAGGUCGCUGCACCAGAGAAAACUGUCCUUUCCCGCACGUCAAUGUUGGUGCGCGUGAAGGUAUAUGUCGAGAUUUUGCUGUCCUCGGCUACUGCGAAAAGGGCCUGGAUUGCGACAAGCAGCAUGUCAGAGAGUGCCCCGACUUUGCAGAGCAAGGUAGCUGCACGACCAAGAGAUGCAAGCUUCCGCAUGUCAUUAGGGCCAACCGCAACCGCAAAGUCGACGAAAGUGUCUCAAAGCCUGGACCCGCCGUCGUCUCUGUUGUUGCUUCUGCUGCUCCCACUGAUCCUGAUCUUAGUCCGCAUCUCACAGCAGAGAAAGCUCAGCUUGGUGACGAGUUCAUCUCUCUCACCUUCAAUGAAAGCGAGAGCAGUGAUGAAGAAUCCGAAGAUGACUCUGAAGAAGCAUCUGAGGGCGAUGAGCCCGACGAUACUGAAAUGCAAGAAGAUUAG
Messenger RNA from Pleurotus ostreatus (oyster mushroom), 1140 nucleotides. RefSeq lists its product as uncharacterized. Gene Ontology annotation, molecular function: metal ion binding. The record is from RefSeq and is a predicted model, not a curated record. The coding region runs from base 1 to 1140 and encodes 379 amino acids. Lineage: Eukaryota; Fungi; Basidiomycota; Agaricomycetes; Agaricales; Pleurotaceae. Gene Ontology annotation, cellular component: nucleus. The transcript has 5 exons.